GCCAGGGCACUGAAUUAAUUGAAAGUCUUGCCUCGCCGUUACCUAAUAAGGACAGUUGGCAAAGUCACCCCCUGCAAGUCCUCGAGGCCAUAAGCUGUUGAAUUAUGCAAGAGCAGAGCAGCUUGUUUGUUCCUUCAAAGCAUGAAUCAAAAGUAAAAAGCAUCAUGGUACACACUGAGGAUGGAUGGUUUGGAUGAUUUGGAUGGUUGGAUGGCAGCAUCCAGGCGCUAGGACCCAGGACACGUGAGCACGAUUAGUUUGCCAGAGGGUGGAGACGGUGAACAAUGAGGGAGCUGACUGGUAGGACCAGCAGAGGAGCAAGAUCUCAUCCUCCUCCUCCUCCUCCUCUUCCUCCUCUUCAAACCCAGAAUCCAGCUGGACCGACGGACAAAAACAGACUGACAAGAGAGCAAGACGCAGAGAGUUCAGAGAGAGAGUGGGAACAUGUAGAUUGGUCCAUGCAUGCUGCAGAGAGCAGAGGUUUUUGCUGAUGCGUGGAUGCGAGUGAAUGGGUCUGGGUGUGUGUGGUGCUGAACUGGGUCAUGCAGACCACUGGAGGAGCGAAAGAUAAACACGCACCCUCCUCCUCUUCCUCCUCCUCCUCCUGCUCCUGCUGCUGCUUGGCAGGUUGAGAUGGUGAUGGUGGGCGCACAGAGGAGGGAUCCCAGCCUAUGUCCUCCUCAUCCAUCUCAGCCUCCAGCGAUCAGAUGAUGCUUUAAUCCGCCUCCGAAAGAAAAGUCACAAACUGGAAGGAAGCAUCUCCAAAGAAGCAGGACAGCUCAGCUAUAGGGGAUCCUCUCUUGUGCAUCAGCAGCAGCAGGCUGAGAUCUCAUCGGAGCUUGUAUCAGCUGUGAAACUGCAAAGGUUUUUGAGUUUUUAAAAAAAAAAUGGACCUGCAGGUUUUUUUUUAAGCACCUAGACUUGAUCGAUAACUUUGAAAGGAGGAGAUCCAUCCAUCGGUUUCCUGCAGGAUGCAGGACCAUGGAGGAGAGAGACAGGUCGCCAGCAGUCUGCCACACAGCGUCAAGGCGAGCCUGUCUCUUUCUCCAUCUGGGCCGGGACGGGUGGGCAGCGGCGGGGGCUCCCCUACGUCCAAGAUGGGCUACUGCGGAGCAGUGCCCGUGGAGGACAUGCAGGCCUUGGCCAUCACCUCCCUGUCGGCAGCAGAUGUAGCCAAACAGUAUGAGCACAUCCGUGAGCUGGGGAAGGGCACGUACGGCAAGGUGGAUCUGGUGGCACACCGGACACAGGGCACCAAAAUGGCGCUCAAGUUCGUUACCAAGAACAAGACGAAGCUCAAGAGUUUCCUGCGGGAGUACAGUCUAACCGGCUCGCUUAGCUGCAGCCCUUUCAUCAUCAAAGUCCUGGACGUGCUCUUUGAGACGGAGGACAGCUAUGUGUUUGGACAAGAAUAUGCCCCCGCCGGGGACCUUUUCGACAUCAUCCCCCCACAGGUGGGUCUGCCAGAGGAAAUGGUCAAACGCUGCAUGCAACAGCUGGGCUUGGCCCUGGACUUUAUGCACAGUAAAAACCUUGUGCACCGGGAUGUCAAACCUGAAAACGUGCUCCUAUUUGACCGCGAAUGCCGCCGCAUCAAACUGGCUGACUUUGGUAUGACCCGACGCGUGGGAUGCCGUGUGAAACGGGUGAGCGGCACCAUCCCCUAUACAGCGCCGGAAGUGUGCCGCGCUAGCCGUGCUGAGGGUUUCCUUGUCACCACCAGUCUGGAUGUGUGGGCGUUUGGCGUUCUGGUCUUCUGUAUGCUGACAGGCAACUUCCCUUGGGAGGCAGCGCUGCCGGCCGACGCCUUCUAUGAGGAGUUUCGCCGCUGGCAGAAAGCUGGGUGUCCUGUGGGGACCUACCCAUCUCAGUGGCGCCGCUUCACCGACGAUGCCUUGCGCAUGUUUCAGCGGCUGCUCGCUCCUGAGCCGGAAAAGCGCUGCGGAGUCAAGGACGUCUUCUGCUUUGUCAAGUACGAGCUGGUCAGUGAGCUCAGGCGCAGAGCGUCUUGCCGAGCCAAGAGAGGCGAGAGGUCGAGCUCUGGAGUGUGCACCGGCAGCUGCACUUCCUCCUCUACUUCCACUUCAUCACGUUCCUCCCACAGACACCCCGAGCCCUCCACCCCUCCAGGAACAUCCUGCCUUCGCCCGGCGCCGCUCAAACGCAGCGUCCUGUCUGACCCGCUUUCUCCCAGAGAGGAGCCUGGACAGCACCAGUCUCCAGGCCGAGACAAGAACAAAAGCCAGAUGGUGAUGGCAACUGCCAUCGAAAUCUGUGUCUGACCCACGCUAACGUUAUCAGUGGAGACUAGAUGGCUUUUCACAGUAAUAUCAAGCUGUGAGGAGGUGUUAAUGACUACCGCAGAGACUCCAGUGAAAGAGGAGAAGUAGCCUACUUUAACCAUGAAAGAGAAGCUCAGGAUCACAUCCCCGGCUGUGGAAAUGGACAUCAUCAAUCAGCGGCGCACACUUGGAUAGCUUACCUCUGGCACGUGCCGUUUAGGUUUUGAUUUGUGACCAAAGACUGCUUCCCAAGCUGAGUCUGGUGAUGUUGCUCAUUCUGCCAUCCAGACAUUUGUGUUUUCUGUCCAUACACUGUGGUGGUGCUAAUGAUUCUAGAUACUCAUAAAAAAAAAUGAUUGUCUUUUCUCACUCAUCACUCCAUGUCUCUUUACUUGUGUUCAUGUCACGUCUCUUUACUAGUGUUUAUUUAUCUCAGAGUAUAAGCUCCGGUGAGGCCAAAACUUCAUCUGAUCCGGUGAUGCCGUUCAGUCCGAGGCCAGUGAUCUGAGGGCGAUCUACGCAACUUCAUUCGACUGCCAUUUCUCCGACUUCCUGCCAACUUCCAGUGCAUAAAAUGUGUCUUUUUCAAGAGAAAGUGUUAUAAAAAUAGAAAAAAAGAUAACCUUCAUGUAGCAGUUUGUAUGAGAUGUGUUUUCAUGUAGGUGUCUAGACUUAGAGACAGUUUCUCAGAGAUAGGCAUCACCUCAGGACACUUCAGUGGGUCACUUACUGUUUUAUUAUUAAUGGAAAUCCAUUGACUGGCUGAAACACACAUCUACCACUUUUGAACUGCUCUCAAUGAGAUUCAUUUCCAAUGUAACAAAAUAGAGUACAGGGAUUUUCUGAGUGAAAAAGGGUGGCGAACUAAGAAGAGGAGAAGAAAAUGUCUUUUUAUUGUUUCUUUUCUACCUGCUGUGUGUGUUUGGAUGUGUAUGUGUGUGUGUUUCAAAUGCUAAAGCACAAGAUUUUUUGUAAAGGAGGAGAACUCUAAUUGAAAUCUAUGACUCUAUAUUGUAAAUAGUUUGAUAUUUCUAGGAGCGCACCAUAUUAUCAGGUAGUUCAACUAUGUAGCGGUACUCAUUUUUUACGACAGGGUUUUACAGUUACUGUCGGGGCAAUGCACUGUAUGUAGCAACAAAACAUGACAGAAUGUACAGUAUAUCACAACACAUUAAAUAUAUAGAAAUAUGAUCAAGAGCCUAUCACAAUGUAUAACAUGGUAGCAGCAGCUGUUUUUUUCUUUUAUUGUUUUUGGGUUUAAUCUGAACUGAACCAAGUUUUCUUGUCCCAAGUGUGACACAAAUUGGUGAAUAGACGCCACUCAUUUCUGUAUCUUCCUGUCACCUCAUCAUGAGCAACAUCCAUUUCCUGUGUAAAAUCAUCGUGAUUCCCGGUUGUCAAUGAGUACAUCCCAUUCUGUCUUCAUUCAAUCAGUAAAAGCUACCAAGGGGCUGCGUUGCAAGUUGACACCUACGCAAAUUAAUUUCCCAGCAUCACAAAAGGUGUUCCAAUAUUUGAUUAUCAAGAUGCAACGUUAACACACAAUCCCGACUGUUCAGUAUAGGUUGUCGCUUCCCUUAUGUUCACCUUUAAUUUAAUCUUCCUGCCUCUCUCUCUCUGGGAAUUCAUCCAAAUACAUCCCUUGAAUAGCAGGGCCCAGGUGUUUACUGUCUGGAGGGAUGACCUCCGUGUCAGCUAUUAAUGUUCUGCGAGCUGAUGAUUGACCCCGACCAGCGCUCCGCUGCAGCUUCAGCUUCAGCUUCCAAAGAGAUGCUGCUAAUUAUGAAAGCAUCUAAAAAGCAGAAUGUGUUCAGUGUGAAUGCUUCAAAGCGUGCUCAUUACCAUUAUUUUUCUUGCUUGAAUUGCGUUACCGCUAUGUCAGUCAGGUGUGUGCGUGUCUAUGUCCGUGUUUUGUGUGUGAACGUGUGUUUGUCUUCACUUUCCUUAUUUCCCCACACCUCCCAUGACAGCCCAUCAGCUCCGUCGCUAUAGUGACAGUGCUCCUCUGGUUCGCCUUCUGUCCUCGUCUUGAAACUCAAGUCUAAUUGAGCCCAAAUGAAACAACUGGUCACCAACCUCCCCUCCCAGUCACCCACAGCUCCCCAUGACAGUUGCUUAGCUUAUUAUACUGGAUGACAUAUUUCUGCAGAUAUACACUUUCCUGUAUUUAAUGAGCCGGUUCACAGACCAAAGUCUUUAUUCAGUCUCAUCAGGCAUAAUCAAAGCUCUUGAUGGUCCCUAUCAUUUCCCUCGUCUCUUUCCAUCCUUACUCUUGAUUCUGCAAAGGUGACCUGAUUGAGUCUGAAGACUUGUCAAAGUAUUGUAUACUGAGAUGCUGGCUGCCUCAUAGGAUCUGUCAAAGGGUUAUCCAUCAGUAGAUUGUAGUGGAAUGUGAAUUAGCCCUGCACUACAUCUCGCUAUUCUGUUUGUGUGAUAAUGAAGGAUCUACAUAGUAGAAAAGGACAGGGAUUUGAUGGAUUGCGAAAUUUAACUUAAUGCAACAUAAUGUAACGUAACGUAACAUGGCAUGACAUACUUCAAAAUGUUAUGUAACGCAACAUUACGUAAAGCACCGUGACAUGAUGAGUCAUCAUGUCAUGUCAGUCAACAUAACGUGACAUCAGACAAUGCUACAUAACACAACGCUACAUAACUCAACAUAACAUGACGCAUCAUGACAUGACGCAACAUAACAUGACGCAACAUGACAUGACGCAACAUGACAUGACUCAACAUCAAAUGACGCAUCACGACAUGACGCAUCACGACAUGACACAUCACGACAUGACGCAACAUAACAUGACCCGACAUAACAUGACCCGACAUAACAUGACCCGACAUAACAUGACCCGACAUAACAUGACGCAACAUAACAUGACCCAACAUAACAUGACCCAACAUAACAUUGCGUAACAUGACAUCACACAACAUAACAACCCAUCAUAACAUGACCCAUCAUACUAUAACCU
Molecule: messenger RNA, 5251 nt
Organism: Sebastes umbrosus (honeycomb rockfish)
Lineage: Eukaryota; Metazoa; Chordata; Actinopteri; Perciformes; Sebastidae
Gene: sbk1
Product: serine/threonine-protein kinase SBK1
Exons: 4
Coding region: 972-2282 (436 amino acids)
Biological process (GO): peptidyl-serine phosphorylation; peptidyl-threonine phosphorylation
Molecular function (GO): ATP binding; protein serine/threonine kinase activity
Source: RefSeq, a predicted model, not a curated record